AAAAACCGUUACUCAACCUUUUAGCGAAAGAGCUUAGCGAUUAUCUUUACCGAAAAACGAUAAAAACUUAACAAUUCACGAUUUCCUCAAUUCUAAAACUUUGUGCUCUCCAGUAGCUUGUUCUGUAGUGUAACAUCGGACCGCUAGUGAGUGCGAGCAUUAUCACCGUCAUGGCCACCGAUUUCAAGUCCAUUCCCAUAAUCGAUAUUGGUCCUCUAUUGGCCAAGUGCGGUGAUCCUAAAAUGGCUCAAGACCCAGGUGUUUCUCAGGUCGUUAAACAAUUAGAUCAAGCUUGCAGGGAAGCUGGUUUCUUCUAUGUGAAGGGCCAUGGUAUUCCUGAUUCUCUCAUGAAAGAAGUUAAAAAUUUGACUCGCAAAUUUUUUCACCUUCCAUAUGAGGAAAAACUCAAGAUCAAGAUGACACCAGCCACUGGAUACAGGGGAUAUCAGAGGAUUGGAGAGAAUAUAACUAAGGGAGUACCAGAUAUUCAUGAAGCUAUUGAUUGCUAUAGAGAGAUUAAACCAGGGAUGUAUGGUGCUUUAGGCAAGCCUAUGGAAGGAUGUAACUUAUGGCCACUUGAUCCUCCAAAGUUCAAGUUGUUGAUGGAGGAGUAUAUCAGCCUUUGCACAGACCUUUCAAGGAACAUAAUGCGUGGAAUUGCAUUAGCUUUGGGCGGGUCACCGUAUGAAUUUGAAGGUGAAAAAGCUGGGGACGCAUUUUGGGUAAUGCGUCUAAUCGGUUACCCAGGCAUAUCCUCUGAAAAUGCACAAGAGAUGCCCAAAAAUGACAUUGGAUGUGGGGCUCACACAGAUUAUGGUUUGUUGACAUUGGUUAAUCAGGAUGAAGACACAACAGCACUCCAGGUUAGAAAUCUGUCUGGGGAAUGGAUAUCAGCUCCUCCUGUUCCUGGAACAUUUGUUUGCAAUAUUGGUGACAUGUUAAAGAUUUACUCUAAUGGUUUAUAUGAAUCGACUUUGCAUCAAGUUACCAACAAUGCAGCAAAAUAUCGAGUGUCUGUUGCAUAUUUCUAUGAGACAAAUUUUGAUACAGCAGUAGAGCCAUUGGAUAUUUGUAUACAGAGGACGGGUGGAGCUAAGAAAUUUGGGCGAGCUGUUUACGGAGAGCAUUUAGCCAGCAAGGUUCUUACAAAUUUCGUUUAGGAGCUCUUAAUUUGUAUGUUAUUUUUCCAUUAAAUUAUUAUCAGAUUGUACUCUGAAAGUCCACCUAGAAUAAUGAAUUGCCAUGUGUUAACGUUCCGUUUAUUUUUAUAUAGAUUCUCUGAAUAACAGACAUUCAUUUUCAGUAA
Molecule: messenger RNA, 1306 nt
Organism: Ziziphus jujuba (common jujube)
Lineage: Eukaryota; Viridiplantae; Streptophyta; Magnoliopsida; Rosales; Rhamnaceae
Product: probable 2-oxoglutarate-dependent dioxygenase At3g50210
Exons: 12
Coding region: 171-1160 (329 amino acids)
Molecular function (GO): dioxygenase activity
Source: RefSeq, a predicted model, not a curated record